Molecule: messenger RNA, 1284 nt
Organism: Pocillopora meandrina
Lineage: Eukaryota; Metazoa; Cnidaria; Anthozoa; Scleractinia; Pocilloporidae
Source: the annotation of a GenBank genome assembly
AUGGAGGUGGAGAUACCAAUUGAAACAGAACCAUUACUGGGGCAGGAGAUCAUUUCUUCCAGUUUGAAAACUGAGGAAAUGCCUAGUUCCCUUCAAUUGGCGGUAGAUAUUUACGAUAAAUCAGUGCAAAACACUGCUUUGGAUGUACACGGAGACUCAAUUGACGGACGAUCGAGGGGUCGGUGUUGCAGGAUCUUUACAAAAUUCAAGUUUGCUCUCUUUGAUUCCCACUGGCCCUUGUCUUGUUUCUUGGCGGUUGCUUUCCUUGGUGUUUGGUUACCUAAGAAGAACAGAUCUCUUUGGUCGCUUACUUUUAUACCGAUCUUUCAUAUGCUCUUCGGCUUGGGGGCACAUCUGUAUUUCAUUGUGUUGACAAAUGACCAAACGACUUGGAAAGUUCACAUUGGGUCGAAAAUGCUACUCACAUCUCUAUGGAUAAGCGGUUUUUCAUCGUACAUCCUGGCUUUGUAUUUCUUCAGGUAUCAGUCACAGGAAUGGAUGCGAGAUCUGAACAAAAUUCAACAUCGAGCCGUCAACGUGGGUCUGUUUACUGGUUUGCUGCUUGUGUCAUGGGUCCUGUUCUUAGACGCCCAUUUUCAAGUUAUUUUUGACUUAGACAACAUUAAAAAAGCCCUCACCGAGAAUUGUCCAAGUACAAAAGUUUGCAAAGGUAUUUGGUAUCCCCUUGUUACUUCUAUAUACUGGGGAAUGUAUUCGUCGAUCGCUGUUUGCUGCGUGUUUUUCUCCCUGUGCCUCUCGAUGACGAACGAUCUCGCAAAAGGAUACCUUCGCUUAGCUAAAUGCACUGGGGAUGUUCGGAAUGCUGUAAUAAUGCACAAGCAAGUGCGUGAUGAAACUGAAAAACGGAUAAACAGCAUGCGUGUCUGGUUUUUAAUUCACACUCUCUUUUACCUGGUGGUGUUUUUAGCCAGUAUUUUCGACUGGUGGGAAGCGGCAAGAGACUCGUUAAACUCUGUGGUCCAGUACAUGGCUCAAAUCUCUGGCACGCUAGUCGUGGUGUACAAAUUUUUCUUCCCUUUCUUGUCGGCGAGUUACGUCACUUGGCACGAGUCCACACUCGUGCAAGACUUGAACGACAAGACAGAUUAUCUUCCUAGAGAAACCUUCCACUCGAGGCAAGAUUUAGAAGUGUUCCUUGCGCAGAGCAGGAGACGUGGUUAUGGAUUUCGCCUGUUUAAGAUACAAAUUACCAUAACAAUUGCAAUAUUUUCUUUGCUCGGAUCUGGUUUUGGAUUGUUACACACCUUUCUUUUUUUAGAGUAA